This is a messenger RNA of Owenia fusiformis, 1628 nucleotides long. The record is from the annotation of a GenBank genome assembly. NCBI's taxonomy places the organism in Eukaryota, Metazoa, Annelida, Polychaeta, Sabellida, Oweniidae.
AAUUCGAAUUCGGCGAGGAGGCUGCGAUCGAGGACAUAAUAACAACGGGCCCUAUAUGCUAUGACUGUGGAAAUGAUGAGUCCUUCCCAAGCUGUCCUUCCACAACUGCUUGUCAGUUAGACGAGCUGAUAUCUGCAUUGCAUCUAAUGCCCAAUCUCUCAAUGUGGUUUCUGGAAACGUCUACAGUACCUUCUACACUUACUGGGCUAUGGCGCUACAUUACCAAAGAACAGACCUUGGAUUGUAUGGAGCUUCGCGAUACUUUCUGAAUAAUGCUUUCAUUGGAAAGUAUCGGAUUGGGUCAGAGGUGUUGAGAGUCAAGAGUCUCAGUUUGGCUGCCGUAGAUUUUGCAAAUAUGUCGGUUCCUACAACGGAUUUUGGCACAUUAAGAGAAGGAUUACAAUAUGCCCUCGACUUUGAGCUUGAUAGUUAUUCUACGGUAGCUGACCAAGUGAAAAUAAUUGGUUUAUGCGGAGCACCCUCAGAGGUCACGACGCUCAGUUCCACCUUCCUCGAGGCACAAUAUAAUGUUAUUCGUGAACUUUAUACGUUCAUCAGCCAGCUAAACUAUACCGACCCUGAAGGUACGGCCGAAAUGUUAUUCGACAAGAUUGUCCUGAUGAAUCCUGACUUUGUCCCACAAUAUGCAAUUGUAAAACCCUUUCGUGAUUCGGACCAAUUGCAAAGUGGGUUAUUUGAUGAAGGAUUUUGGGAUUUAUUGCCAAGAGGUUUUGGAAGCGAGACCUUUUUUGGAUACAGGAUCAGCAAAAAAGAAAGACGGUAGAGAAGACAAAAAUGUAAAACACUGCUACAGUUAAUAUUGGCUGUAAUAGGCCAUGGACCUUACUUUCUGGAGCAGCAAUUAAUACCCAGUAAUUUAGUUACUACCUUUUCGUUCAUUGACAUACGCCAUAAAUUGUGGAAUUUAUAAGUGUACUUUUAACAUUUUAAAACAUUUUGGAAACGUUUUGAUUUUGAAACUUUUUGGUAACAAUUUGAUUGUCUCGUUUUAGAAUCGCCAACUGUCUUGACAAGUGUAAAUGACCUCAGUGGGAAAUCCUAUACGGAUAUAUGAACACUGAGUGACCUUUAUAGAUGCAGAAUAUAAAAUUUAUAAAAUUGCUUAGACAAAUAUGAACCUUUAUUGAACGUGAUCGUUACGUGUAAUUUUCUAAUAAGACGAAGAGUUCUGAUUUAUAAUUUGCAUUUUACGUCUCCAAUAACCUCCAUAAUUGAUCAGAAAUGUCAAUUCUUCUUUGCGUUGUAAAACAAACAUAGGGUGCGCUUUUUUAUUAAGACAUUGCUUUCAAUAGUUUACAUUUUAUAGACUUUAGCGCCGUUUUUGAGAGUCCAAAUAAGAAUUGUAUAAGAAAAAUAAUUCGGCAUUUCAAAUGAUCAAGAAAAUCAAUAAAAGAUCCCUAUAUAUAUCAUGGAUUCCAUGAAAUCGUUUCCGUAAUCAUUGAAUGAUCAUUUUCUAAACCAAUAUGUAAUACCUGCAGGCUAUAUAAAUGGAUAACAUAGAAUAGACAAUGUUGGCGGUUUAAAAACGACGCUAAUUUGAUUUUUAACCUGUAUUUCAAAAAAUGAAUAAUUAAUAAAUUUUAUUUGCAACUUACAGUAUAUGUGGU